This is a messenger RNA of Pogona vitticeps (central bearded dragon), 3567 nucleotides long. The record is from RefSeq and is a predicted model, not a curated record. Lineage: Eukaryota; Metazoa; Chordata; Lepidosauria; Squamata; Agamidae.
GGUUUCCAACCCCCCCUCCCUCAUCCCCUCCCUUGGUAAUGUCGUUUUUUUAAUUUUACAGUAUCUUUCUUCUUCCAUUCUUGAAGAACAGCUGCCCAAGGAACCCAGGAUUGGGGGAUUCUGGGAGCUGUGUAUUUUGGGGGGGGGUCCAAAACAAGGCAACCCUUCUGAGCUUUGCAACCUGACCUGCCCAUUUUGCUCCAUGUCGUCCAGGGAGGGGGACUCCGGUGGCGCUGUCAGAUCAGACUUGAUUCGCACCCGUAACCCGAGUCAGGUUUUCAUUUUUUCAGUGACUCAGAACUCGCCCAUCUCUUCCUCUUUCUUUGGGCGGGGGAUGGGGAGAGAUCUUGCUUUUAAUGGGGACUCGGAUUUGGGAUUUGGUUCCCAAAGACUUGGACCUGGGACUUUGACUUGCCAACAUCCUCGGGGUAUCAUCCAGCAGCUUACAGUGAUUCCCAUGGAUUGGUGAACCUGGAUAAGGUCAGAGGUCUUGCCUCUGACAGCCCUGCUCAGGUCUUGCAGACUGCACGGUGGCUUCCUAUACUGAGUUAGCCCAUCUUGUGUUCAGUCUUCCUUUUUCUUCUUCAAGUUUUCCUGGUUGGGAAAGCAGUGACGUUUCUUGACCUUCCGUGUGGUUGAGCUCUGGUAGUGACCGUUACGAAGGUAGGAAACCCCUGGAGAAAAGUCCGGGUUUGCACUGUUUUCACUGGACGUCCAAGUGAACGUGAUGCCCGCAAGCGGCUAAGGACGUGGUGUUGGUAGCUGUCCCUUUUCGGGUAGACCUUCCGCACCUCCAGGUUAUGUCAAGACUGGGCCAUUGAAGAUGCAGCACGCAGGACUGGCUUUCACGGCUGCCUGCGCACAUCAGUCGGGUUCAGUCUAAUGGGAGAUCUCUUGAUGGCAAAACACCGGUGUUCAACUACUAACAGGCUGGUUAAAAAGACCACCUUGCAGGCUUAAAAACUGCUAUAAUGGUUUCCUGCUGUAGAGGAGCCCAGGAUGCCUGAAAAAAACUAUAUUAUGAAGGAUGCAGUCUUUAGCCUCCUGCAUCCUCUGUGAUUUGCACUUUUGAUGAUUAAAGCAAGGACCUUUUGAUUGUGGUCUUUUGCUUAAAACACCUUUUCCUAGAGAAGCUUGCCUAAGCUUCCUAUCUUACGCCUAAACUUCCUAUCUUCUUAUCUGAUGUCUUUCUGUAACAGAUUCUUUUGAAUUGACUGGGUAUUUUUGCAGGUCAAAUGGUGACCUUUAAUGGCUGUUUUGAGUAUUUUGGCAGGUGUAUUGAUGCUGCAGUUUGCCUUGUAUUACAGAGGAGAUUUGGUGGAUUUGGUGGUGGAUUGGCUAUGGUUUGGGGGCAGGUGGAUCGGCUGUCAGCUUCUAACUCUAGUAAAAAGAAGGGUGGAACUCUCCACCCCAAACAGUUCUCUGGGGAUUGAGUUUGAACUGUGGCUUCUGAAGCCUAUGGAGUAUUUAACACAUAUGAGAGACAUCCCUAACAUAUAAGGAUGUUAGGGAUCCAUAACGUAUAGUCACCUGGAAGGACCCUCGGUGUUUGCUGGCAUCUCCUGCCUCUUUGAAUGGGAAGAAAAGUCUUGUCUCCCACGCCCAGCUGAUCACGUCCCCAGUAUGAUUUUAUCUAUGAAGGGGCAAAAAGGAUGUGAUCUUUCCUGGUGUCCUGGCGGGAGUCUGUGUUUUAAGGCAACCCAAUGGAUGCAGAGAGUGACGUUGCCUUGGACAUUUUAAUCACCAAUGUUGUCUGUGUCUUCCGAACAAGAUGCCAUUUAAACUUGCGAAAGAUUGCCUUAGAGGGAGCCAACGUGAUCUACAAGCGUGAUGUUGGGAAAGUAUUGAUGAAGCUUAGGAAGCCCAGAAUUACAGCUACCAUUUGGUCGUCAGGGAAAGUAAUUUGCACGGGAGCUACAAGUGAAGAAGAAGCUAAAUUUGGUGCCAGACGAUUAGCCCGUAGUUUGCAGAAACUUGGCUUUCAGGUGAUUUUUACAGACUUCAAAGUGGUCAAUGUAUUAGCAGUAUGCAACAUGCCCUUUGAAAUCCGAUUGCCGGAAUUCACAAAAAACAACAGACCGCAUGCUAGUUAUGAACCAGAGCUUCACCCUGCCGUGUGCUAUAGAAUAAAAUCUCUCAGAGCUACUCUACAGAUUUUUUCAACAGGAAGUAUCACGGUUACAGGGCCAAACGUCAAGGCCGUUGCCACUGCAGUGGAGCAAAUCUACCCAUUUGUGUUCGAAAGCAGGAAAGAGAUUUUAUAAAUUUGCCACUUCGGGGUUAGGUGAGCUAACCAAGCACCUUUUGGACUGCUGCACAUUGGACUAAAAGCAACAGAGAAGGUGGGGCAGGAAAGGACAACUGGACCAACGCUGCUGAGGAGGCGGAACCCUUUGGGCCACCGUGAUCCGCUCCGACCCCUUUUGGAUUUUAGUUUUGAACAGUGCUGUAUUGUAAAAAACAGAGGUUUACAAGAUACGAAAUUGCUGCUUUCUACAAGACAUUCUAUUUAUUUCUGCAGUAAUUUCUGUGUGUUCAUAAGCAGAGUUGUCAUGAGAUGCACUAACUUGGGGAAACACAUCUUUAGGUUGAGCUUGUGUUUUUAUUUGUGAAUAAUCUUUUACAUUUUUGUAUGCUGACUGUCGGGCACCAAAGAAGCUGUGGACGUUCCCUUUUUCACCUGACGAGGGUGCACAAAUAAAAAUCUACGAAAAACUUUCUUCAUAUCUGUUCUGUUACAUUCCUUCCCUCUUUUUCUAUUAAGAAGUGUAUAUUAGCAAAGUAACUAGAGCGAUGUGUUUGUGUACUCUUGCUCCUAUUUUGCUCCAGUUUUAGAGUGUAUGUAUAUAUAAAGUGAUAAGUAGCAGACUAGGUGGAAACCGAUGACAGAUAUGUAUGUGUCCCAAAGGCAGAACGUGGUUUGCUGAAAUACAUUUUUAAUGGCAUGCAGAAUUAGGAUGACCUUUCCAUGCUGGGUCAAGCAAACUUUAAAGAAUACUGCGCUUGGUGAAAAUCAAAGCUUCCUUACUGAAGCAAUUGAUAUUAGUAAAAUCAACUACCCUGUUUGCAGUUAAAUGCAAGGUUUGUUUUUUAAAACUGUGUAGUGAAUUACUUCCAAUGACUAAUCUUACUUUUCAGGAGAGAGAGAGAGAGACAAAAAGUAUUUUUUCAUUGACACAGUCCUAAGCUGCUUUUAAAGAGCUGCCAGUGUUUUUGCCAAAUAUUGCUACAGUACUGUUAUAUUUAAAAUAAAUGCUAACAGGCAAAAAAACCCCAAACCCUUGGCUUUGUUAUCUUGCGACCGGAAAAAGCCAAUAUUCAGUGUGUCAGUACCUCUGCAUAUGGAACCGAUGAAAGUGAAUCAGAAGUGAAUCGAAACUGCUAUUCUUGCUGUCUAUAAUAAAUAUGUAAAAAUGCAGCAAUGUCUCCCAUAUCUAAGCCUCAAGAGGUGAAUGGAAUGUGGAUUUAAAUAUUGCAGGUAAUAUGCAUUCAGCUGCCAGUUUUUGCACUUCAGAUUGAAAUAAACUCAGUGGAGUCCUCCUGUAAAUAAAAUCCAAUUGAAAGCUU